AUGUCCAAACCAUCUAUCAUUCUUGUUACUGGUUCCUUUUCCACUCCCGAAUACUACGCAGAUGUCGUCAACGCGGUUGCGGCCCAGGGCUUUGAGAUCAAGGCCAUCCAUAUGCCCAGCGUAGGCCCAUCGUCUGGAAAGGGCCGCGAGGGGGUACUGCCCACGAUGUACGACGACGCGUCGUUCAUCGCCCAAGAAGUGGGAAAGCUUGCAGACCAGGGGAAACAUGUGGUCCUAGUUGCGCACUCGUACGGCGGAGUUCCAGCGACCCAGAGCGUGAAGGGGCUUCCGGCCACAGAGAGACAGAAGCAAGGAAAGUCCGGCGGACUUGUGAGGCUGGCGUACAUGAGCUGUUUGGUGCCAGCGGUCGGCGCCACAGCGGCGAGUGUACUAGGCCAGGCCCCCCCUGACCAGACGAUCGACAUAAGAGUUGAUGAAACUGGCUGGAUGUACCAAGGGAACCCCGCCGCGACUGCCGGUAUCAUAGUCCAGAACAUUCCCCUGGAACGGGGUGAAGCGCUUGUCAGAUCGAUGCCCAAGCAUUCCUCGGCCAGCUUUGGCAGCGAACUGACGUACCCCGGGUACAAGGACGUGCCGGUAUCAUAUCUCCUGUGUGAGGAGGAUCGAUGUAUCCCACCGGAAGUCCAGAAAGAGGGGAUCGACAUCAUCGAGAAAGCAAGUGGAAACAAGGUCGACGUGACGAGCAUCAAGGCCGACCACUGUCCGAUGGAGUCGUCCAAGCAGGAAGUCAUCGACUGGCUUGUCAGUGUGGCGGAACGGGCCAUGGCAGAUGCUGCGUAG
Capronia coronata CBS 617.96 is the source of this 801-nucleotide messenger RNA. RefSeq lists its product as uncharacterized. NCBI's taxonomy places the organism in Eukaryota, Fungi, Ascomycota, Eurotiomycetes, Chaetothyriales, Herpotrichiellaceae. The transcript is spliced from 2 exons. Bases 1 to 801 code for a protein of 266 amino acids. The record is from RefSeq and is a predicted model, not a curated record.